CGCAGCUUCUGAGAAUAUGUUUGAAGCUGUGGUCUGCUCUGUUACUCACUGACGACUUUCAGAUGCUUUGAAAGGUGUACCCUAUCAGAUUCCAACGAUUCUUCUCUUCGAAACAAAUCGUCCCCUCCAGUAACCCCACCACCCCACCAAGAUGGUCCUCCACAACCCAAACAACUGGCACUGGGUCAACAAGGACGUCUCCACCUGGACUAAGGACUACCUCGACAAGGACUUGGUAGGCAUCAAAGCUGAGAAGAAUGGCGUCAAUGCAGAGGUCAGCAAAGUGCUGAGCAUGGACGGUGAUGUGGAAGUCGCACAGCGGAAAGGCAAGGUCAUCACCAUCUUCGAUGUGCGGUUACAAUUGGAGUGGACGGGCAAUAUCCCAGUGAAAGAAGAGCACGAAAAUGACGACGGAACCAAAGAAGAGCGCGAAGGCACGAAGGACGUGAGCGGAACAAUCACGAUACCAGAGGUCGCACACGACACAGAAGAGGACGAAUAUGUCUUCGAAGUAGAGCUCUACUCUUCAUCCCUCGAAAAAGAACCCGCCAAAGAGCUCGUCCGCAAAGAAAUCACCCCUCAACUUCGUUCACACUUUCAAAAGCUCGGUCCAGCCUUGAUCGCAGAACACGGCAAAGACGUCCAGCACGCCCCCGGCGAAAACCCCUCCGCCAAGUUCACCGCAGCGAAAACCUACAGCAACUCCGGCAUCAACAAAUCCGGCGAGAAAUCCGCCUCCACAACCACCACAACCAACAACGGCAACACCUCCGUCGUCAACACAACCACCCUCUCCGACCAACAAGAAUUCCGCACAACAGCCGACCAAGUCUACGAAGUCUUCACCGACCCCCAACGGAUCGCAGCCUUCACCCGCGGUGCGCCCAAACUCUUCGAAGGCGCCCACGAAGGCGGGAAAUUCGAGAUUUUUGGCGGAAAUGUCUCAGGCAGCUACGUGAAACUCGAGAAGCCGACGUAUUUGGAGCAGAAGUGGAGGUUGGCGCAGUGGCCGCAGGGACAUUACAGUACGUUGAAGAUUCGAUUUGAGCAGAAUGAUGUGGAUGCUGUGACGAUUAUGAGGGUGGAUUGGGAGGGUGUGCCGAUUGGGCAGGAGGAGCCGACCAAGAGGAAUUGGGAUGAGUAUUACAUUCGGAGUAUCAAGACGACUUUUGGGUUUGGUACCAUCCUAUAGGUGGCGGGAAGGGCGAAUAGGUAGGGAAGAAAGAGGCAAAGAAAGAGAGGAACGAUGCUUAGACGUGUAGAUGAUUAGACGAGAUCAAGGAUCAGUGAAGGUAUUGAAUCUUCAUCAUACAG
Molecule: messenger RNA, 1314 nt
Organism: Cercospora beticola
Lineage: Eukaryota; Fungi; Ascomycota; Dothideomycetes; Mycosphaerellales; Mycosphaerellaceae
Product: AHA1 family protein
Biological process (GO): protein folding; positive regulation of ATP-dependent activity
Cellular component (GO): cytosol
Molecular function (GO): ATPase activator activity; protein-folding chaperone binding
Source: RefSeq, a predicted model, not a curated record